UUGAUUUGUUUCCCUCAAAAAUAGUUUGUUUUCAAGAUUUUACCUUUUAUUACGCUAUGGUGAACUGAAAAAAGUGUUCCAAAAUGCGGCGCAGUCUGGCGCCGAGCCAACUCGGCUCCGGGGACAGUGUUUUCAAAAGCCCUCUACUAAAUUCGUCCACACGCAAGAAGCGAGAAUGCACAAAGAAGGUCGCACCUCGAACCCUCACUCAAUCCAUGUCUACAUCGGACCACGAGAACUUAAUCAAGGAGAUAUUGAGCAAGCCGUUCAAAGUGCCCAUUCCGAACUACGUUUCGUCGUAUUGCAGCAAAAGUUUGGGGUUAAAACGGACACAAGUCAGACGAGCUUUACACGACCCUGAUGAGCCGAAUGCCUUGGUCCUGUAUCGCCCACCACAUAUACCUGAACAUGAAAAGAUGAAAAUGAACCCGAAAGACAUUAGAGUUGCUGUUGUGGUCGAUCCCGUGCUAGGAAAUAUACUAAGACCGCAUCAGAGAGAAGGAGUUAAAUUCAUGUAUGACUGCGUGACUGGUGAGCAGAUAGAAGACGCCUUUGGCUGUAUUAUGGCUGACGAAAUGGGUCUCGGGAAGACUCUGCAGUGCAUAACUUUACUAUGGACAUUAUUAAGACAGGGCCCGGAUUGUAAACCAACCAUUUGUAAGGCAAUCAUCGUGUGCCCGAGUAGUUUGGUGAAGAACUGGUACAAUGAGAUACAGAAAUGGCUUGCGUCAAGGAUUAAUGCUUUAGCUAUGGACGGAGGUUCUAAAGCAGACAUAACAUUGAAGUUACAGCAAUUUAUGAACACAUACUCUGCUACUAGGGUCGCUACGCCAGUGUUGAUAAUCUCCUAUGAGACAUUCAGGAUAUACUCAAAUAUACUGCACUCAUCCGAGGUCGGCUUGGUUCUCUGUGACGAAGGCCAUAGAUUAAAGAACAGUGAGAAUCAGACAUACCAAGCAUUGAUGGGUUUAAAAGCUAAGAGAAGAAUUUUGAUCUCAGGCACACCUAUCCAAAACGACUUGACCGAAUACUUCAGUUUAGUACACUUUGUCAAUGAAGGGAUUCUUGGAACAGCACAGGAGUUUAAGAAGAAAUACGAAAACGCAAUUUUAAGAGGCCAGGAUGCGUUAGCAACAGAGCUAGAGAGAGAAAAGGCGCAGGAAUGCCUUGCUACUCUAACUGGAAUAGUCAACAAAUGUAUGAUCCGAAGAACAAGCAGCCUGCUCACAAAAUACUUGCCGGUCAAGUUUGAACAGGUCAUUUGCGUGAAAAUGACGCCACUUCAGACUCAAAUCUACAAGAACUUCAUCAAUUCUGACGCAAUUCGGAAUAAAUUCUCCGGCAACGGAGAUAAGAAUACUCUUAGUGCCUUAUCGAGCAUCACCUCGCUGAAAAAGCUCUGCAAUCAUCCUGAUCUAAUUCAUGACAAGAUCCUAGAAAGAUCAGAAGGCUUUGAAAAGGCGAAAGACUUACUGCCAAGCAACUAUGACAGUAAAGAUGUGAAGCCCGAAUACUCAGGAAAACUCAUGAUUCUUGAUUGCAUCCUAGCUAAUCUGAAAACAAAUACAGAUGACAAGAUAGUCCUUGUUUCAAACUACACACAAACUUUAGAUCUGUUUGAAAAGCUUUGCCGUAAACGAUGCUACCAAUACGUAAGACUAGAUGGCUCUAUGACGAUCAAAAAACGAGCUAAAGUUGUAGAGAGCUUCAACAAUAAGGAAUCUAAGGAAUGGAUCUUCAUGUUAAGUUCGAAAGCGGGAGGAUGCGGAUUGAAUCUCAUCGGAGCAAACCGUUUGAUCAUGUUCGAUCCUGAUUGGAACCCGGCAAACGACGACCAAGCCAUGGCUCGGGUGUGGCGCGACGGACAGAAGAAACCUUGCUACAUCUACCGACUCCUAGCCACAGGGACAAUAGAAGAGAAGAUAUUCCAACGUCAAGCCCACAAAAAAGCCUUAAGCGACACGGUUGUAGAUCAAAAUGAGGAAUCUCUAAGGCAUUUCACUUCAGAAGACUUGAAAGACCUGUUUAGACUGGAAGAGAAUACUUUGUCUGACACGCACAGCAAGUUUAAAUGCCGAAGAUGUGUAAAUAACAUACAAGUUACGUUACCUCCGGAGAAUUCUGAUUGUACAUCAGACUUAUCCAACUGGUAUCACUGCGCCGACAAGAAGAACUUAGCAGAUCUCGUCCUCAAGCAAUGCUGGGAUCUUGCAAAGUGUAUUUCCUUCGUUUUCCAUCACCGCUCAGCUAAGACUGAAGCGCAGAAUGAGAUAGCGGAUAAGGAAAAUGUACAGGAAACGAAGAGAAGGAAGAUUGAGAUAGAUGAAGAUUAUUCGGAGCCUGAUGACAGUGCUGAUGAAGACUAUGCUUAGUUUAAAUCAUGUGUUAUUUUAUUCGUUUCCUCAGACACUU
Cydia amplana is the source of this 2412-nucleotide messenger RNA. RefSeq names its product DNA repair and recombination protein RAD54-like (gene okr). Gene Ontology annotation, biological process: reciprocal meiotic recombination; double-strand break repair via synthesis-dependent strand annealing. The coding region runs from base 84 to 2372 and encodes 762 amino acids. The record is from RefSeq and is a predicted model, not a curated record. The transcript has a single exon. Lineage: Eukaryota; Metazoa; Arthropoda; Insecta; Lepidoptera; Tortricidae. Gene Ontology annotation, molecular function: ATP binding; DNA translocase activity; ATP-dependent chromatin remodeler activity. Gene Ontology annotation, cellular component: nucleus.